Molecule: messenger RNA, 1227 nt
Organism: Naegleria lovaniensis
Lineage: Eukaryota; Heterolobosea; Eutetramitea; Acrasida; Naegleriidae
Exons: 2
Coding region: 1-1227 (408 amino acids)
Biological process (GO): ketone body biosynthetic process; L-leucine catabolic process
Molecular function (GO): hydroxymethylglutaryl-CoA lyase activity
Source: RefSeq, a predicted model, not a curated record
AUGAACGUAUCAAGAACAAGCAGUUUAUUCAAACAAGUUGAACGAACUCUCGGACGAAGGAAUGUCAACAGCAAUUCUCUCAUCAUGAUCAUGAAUAAUGUAAAGAAGAAUCAAAUUCGGUCGUUUGCUGCUUUCAAUGCCUCCGGAGCUUCAUCAAAUAUUUCAAAUUUACCGUCCUACGUUAAAAUUGUAGAAGUUGGACCAAGAGAUGGUCUGCAAAAUGAAAAGAAACUCGUACCAACCAACGUCAAGAUUGCUUUGAUUAACAAAUUAUCGGAGGCUGGUUGUCCUUCGGUUGAAGUAACCAGUUUUGUGUCACCAAAAUGGGUUCCUCAAAUGGGAGACAAUUUCGAUGUUUACACAGGAAUAACGAAAAAAGAAAGCACAUCGUAUCCAGUCCUCACACCCAACGUGAAAGGUCUCGAACAAGCUUUAGAGGCCGGAGUUAAAGAAGUAGCAAUAUUCCUUGCCGCAAGUGAUGCUUUCAGUAUGAAAAAUAUUAACUGUACAGUGGAAGAAUCAUUCAACAGAUAUAAUCAAGUGAUGGAGUUAGCAACAAAACAUAAUUUAAAAAUUAGAGGAUAUGUGAGUUGUGUGGCUGGUUGCCCAUACUCUGGAUACGUCGCACCAGAAGUGGUAGCAAAUGUGAGUUACCGAUUAUUGAAGAUGGGAUGCUAUGAAGUUUCUCUUGGUGACACGAUUGGAGUUGGAACGCCAGGAAGCGUCUCUCAUUUAUUACAUCAAGUUUGUAAAAAGAUCCCAACUGGGCAAGUUGCUGUACACUUCCAUAACACUUACGGACAAGCUUUAGCAAAUAUUCUGACAUCACUUCAGUUUGGUGUGGAAACUGUGGAUUCAUCGGUGGCUGGUCUCGGUGGUUGUCCUUAUGCUCGAGGCGCCUCUGGGAAUAUCAGUACGGAAGAUGUUGUGUACAUGCUUCAAGGUAUGGGAAUUGAAACAGGCAUUGAUCUUGACAAACUGAUCGAUGCAGGAGAUUAUAUUUCGACCUAUUUGAACAGAGACAACAACUCAAUGGUAGCUAAAGCAAUACUAGCCAAGAGAGAAAAAGCAGAAACUGUCAACAAGACUCCUUCAGAGACCUCCACCACCACUCAAACCACUUCCGCCUUCCAAUCUUCCCAAGCUCCACCAACCAAGAAACAAGAAUCGCAAAUUAUUAUAACAGAAAAUACGCCAACAGAACGAAAAUUAUCUGCCUGUAUUUAA